AUGAAAUCGGUGAUCCGAAAUGGGCCAGUGCUCAAGCAGCUGCUGGAUGCAUGCAAAAGUAGUAAAUUUGUGACGCUAGAUUUAGAAAACGACACUGUUAAAAAGUUUCAUUUAACGCCGAUCGGAAAAAUGUUGAAGAAUAAUCUGAGAGAGGAGUUCUACCGGGGUGAGAGCGGAACGGAACUGUAUGAAGGCAGCUCCGAAUUAUCACUGAUGGAGAAUCUCCGUUUCGCACAAGAGACCUUCGCCGUGAGUCUUCCUUUUGGGAUGGCUGUGGAGGAUCGGUUCACGGGUAGAAACAUUCAACUGAGUGAGACCCACCAAAUGGAGCUAGAGAGAGGAUCGCUUCUGACUUGCUCGUACUUCAUCAAUCCGGCAACAAGCAAGGAAUUUAUGUACAAAGCCCAACGUCAGCGCAAGAUUUGGUGGAUGCGAUUUGCGUGCGAUCCGGGACGAUACUUUAUUUCCGAUCCGCGGCAGGAUUCCGCAAGAAGAAUUCAAUCCGUCAACAUAAGGGCGCGUUUUGGUGACGAAGAACUGACACUUGAGCAGUUGGAGUUGAUACCGGGUGAUGCAAUGUGGGAACAGAUGAGGGGUUUUCAAGCGAAAGCUGGCCGGUCAGGCAAAAAGAUUACACCGGAUGUGGUUAGGAUAAGCCAAUGCGCAGAAGUUGCAACGCUAGGGGUGAUACUGGAUGCUGCGCAAUCGUCCGAGGAAAAUAGCGUUAAAAUUCAUAGAAGAUUAGCUCCGUUUAAGUGUGGAAUAGUGUGCAUGACCGAAGAUCCUAUCCAGCUCGAGGAAUUGCGCGACCUGGCAAGACACCUGACCACCGUCAUACGACGAGUAAAUCUCGCCGUUCUGGAUUGCUCCCGACAGACGACAGGUACAUCAAAUCAACGCUCACUAACCAAACAACUCCACCACCUGGACUCGAUAGGGGUCCCGUACAGUCUACUGCUUCGCGAACAAAGUCUACAGAAUGGUCUACUACAGCUGCGCUCGCGAGACACAACCAUCAGUGAAACAAUUCACAUUUCCGAUUUGCCACAUUAUUUAUUGAAAAUUAUAACAAGUUAGACAAGAAUAAAUUAUCGGUGAAGAA
Molecule: messenger RNA, 1102 nt
Organism: Toxorhynchites rutilus septentrionalis
Lineage: Eukaryota; Metazoa; Arthropoda; Insecta; Diptera; Culicidae
Gene: DNApol-gamma35
Product: DNA polymerase subunit gamma-2, mitochondrial
Exons: 2
Coding region: 1-1077 (358 amino acids)
Biological process (GO): mitochondrial DNA replication
Cellular component (GO): cytoplasm; mitochondrion
Source: RefSeq, a predicted model, not a curated record